UGACUACAAACAGAGGAUGAACAGUAUUAUUUCAGAUAUGAUGACAUAUCAACGGGUGAACAAAGAUCCAACAACAGGUUUGAUAAAAAAGAAUAAUGAACUGGUGGAGGAGCUAUACAAAAACAACAUUAUUACGACAAUGGAAAGGAAAAAACUCAGAAGUGACGUGGCUACAGCUCCAAGAUUGUAUGGACUACCAAAAAUCCACAAGGUAGAUUUCCCGUUACGCCCGAUCUGUUCUUCAAUCAAUUCUCCGUCGGAAGAACUGUGCAAAUAUGUGGUUAAAAUUUUAAAAAAUCUUACCAAAUUCUCCAAAUAUAACGUUCAAGACUCAAUGGCGUUCAAAAACAAAGUUAAAAAUAUGACGAUUAAAGAAAAUGACAGGAUGGUUUCGUUUGACGUAGUAUCACUCUUCCCAAGCAUACCGAUAGAUCUUGGUAUUCAAAUAAUCGACGAAAGGUGGGAAGAACUAAAAGAAUACACAAAUAUGACAAAGGGCCUAUUUUUAAGUAUUCUAAAAUUUUGCAUUAAAGACAACCGAUAUUUCAAAUACGACGACAAGAUAUAUAAACAAAAGAAAGGACUGCCAAUGGGUUCACCAGCUUCUCCAGUUGUGGCGGAUAUAGUCAUGGAGAAACUCUUAGACACCUGCAUGGAAAAACUGACAACAAAACCCAAAAUAUUAACGAAAUACGUGGACGAUCUUUUUGUGAUAACUGGGGAAGAUGCAAUCAAUGAUACAUUGAAUAUACUUAACAGUUUCAGCAACAAUAUCAAAUUCACCAUGGAGGAUGAAAUGAAUGGAUGUUUACCAUAUCUAGACACAAUAAUAUAUAGAAAGAAGGACAAAUUAGAAUUAGACUGGUAUCAGAAACCCACGGCAUCGGGAAGAAUUAUAAAUUUCUUUUCGAAACAUCCCAAGCAAAUGAUUAUAAACACUGCAAAAAAUUUAGUACAUAGAGUAAUGAGCAUUAGUGACGAGAAAUUCCAUAACAAGAACAAACACAAAAUCCGAGAUAUUCUAACAAACAACAAUUUUCCAAUAAGAAUAAUAAAUAGAUUAAUAGGACGACGGAAUACUACUAGAGAAACCCAAAAAGAUGAAAAGAUAUAUAAAUCUAUGAUUUACGUACCAAAUUUAUCAGAACGAUUCCAGAACUCAAAUUUAUAUGACAAGAACAAAUAUAUAAUAGCCCAGAAAAACAACAACACUCUCAAAAAGCUAUUUAGCCAUACAAAAGACAAAAUACAAAAUCCUGAUAAACACAAUGUGAUAUACCAAAUACAAUGCGAUGGCAACCCUAACGAAAAAUGUGGGAAAUAUUAUGUUGGUACCACAAAAAAUAAAUUGAAAACUAGACUAUCAGCCCAUAAGUCUGAUUUAAAAAUGAGAAACCAAAAUUACACACAAAAAACAGCGCUUGCGGAACACUGUAUAUCAAGCAACCAUCAGCCAAACCUUGAACAAGUAAAAAUACUGCAAACGGAAAACCAUUACCACAGAAGACUCACAUUAGAAAUGUUACACAUCAACAAUCUACACACAACAGAGAGAAUAAAUUUUAAGAGCGACACAGAUAACGCAGCUUAUUGCUAUAGGCAUUUGACACAAAAGAAGAGAUCGUGCAAUAUGUAAACAAAAUCAGUGCAAUAUUAACAGCCGACGAUGAUAGUGCAUUCUAUCGUAGUUAUUAAGUUAACUUGACGAUUAUUGUUUACAAAAUAUUAUAUUAUCUUGUAGAUCCCCUGAAGAUGCAAUUUAUACAAUUGCGAAAUAUCGGAGAUCAAAAAUGAAAUAAAAUAAAAAACUGGCCUAAAGCUCAAAAAAACUCA
This is a messenger RNA of Musca domestica (house fly), 1833 nucleotides long. RefSeq lists its product as uncharacterized. The coding region runs from base 17 to 1636 and encodes 539 amino acids. The record is from RefSeq and is a predicted model, not a curated record. NCBI's taxonomy places the organism in Eukaryota, Metazoa, Arthropoda, Insecta, Diptera, Muscidae. The transcript is spliced from 2 exons.